GAAGGCCCAGCCACUGCUGAAGAAGAAGGAAACAGGUAUCUUCGAGUGACACACGGCAAAGGAGACUUGUGGAAGCAUGCACAGCGCUUGGCUUCUCUCAGCCUGCCCAGCAGCUAGAAAUCAAUCAUUGCGGAGGAUUCGCUGACCAGCGCAGCGAAUCGCCAACGGACCCAGCUCUGGAGUAAAGGCACGUUCAGUCGCCAUUCCAGCUUCCAGCUCCGCACUGCCCUGUCAGUGGUCUUUGGAGCCUGAACGCAACCGCCAUUGUCCAGGCACACAACCACAACAACUCACACUUGCGAAUCUCGCUCUCGGGCGCAUCACAAAACAGAGUCGUCCUUGUGUCUUCGCUUUACCUGCCAACCCGAGGUCGUGUCCGUAGCACCAGGCUCUCGCAUUCUAGGAGCGACAGACCCCAACUUUUCCGCCCGCCGACUCCUGGCAGCGCGCUUACUCCGUAGUGUUGCAAAUCAUGGCUGGUUUCGCUUCCCAGGCCGACGAAGGUUACUCAGAAGACCCCCUGACCGCGAUUUCCGCUUCUGCAUCCUUCUCCCACAAGACGCGCGACGACUCGGUCUCGGCCCUGAGUUCCUCUCAAGCUGCAUCGGAUUUCCCGGCAUGGAUGCUUCAACAUAUAUCUAACCUCUCCAUCUCUCGCAAGACCGAACUUGCGAUGGCGCUCUUAAAUGACCUUCCUACCUCUGUAAUCUCGGAAAUAGUAGAACACCUCAACCCCAGACUCAACAUCGACUUCAUCCGCUACCUGCCCCCCGAGGUGUGCCUCAAGAUUCUCAGCUUCCUCGACCCCGUCUCACUCAUCAGCGUUGCGCGCGCAUGUAGAACAUGGUACGGCCUCGCUUUGGAUCGCAAGCUGUGGGAACAGCUGUAUUAUAUGGAGGGCUGGUCUGCAAAACCGAAAGAGAUCGCUGCCUGGGAGAAGAGCAUCAAUGGAGUUCGUCAGGGAGUGUCACGGCGAGUUGACUCGGAAACUGAGGGUCAUGCGCAUAAGAAGCGCGCCAUUACCGUCUCUUCAAACCUCAAUGCCGACAUGGAUAGUGUCAUGCUGGACGCGGGGGCAAUAAAGCAGGAGCCCGCCGAGAUGGACGCGUCAGAAAGCAGUCUGUUUGGCGGACCGACAGGAAGUGCUGACGGUGGUAGCAUCUCACGAAGAUUGGAUGAUCUGGAAGUAAAGAGUGUUGGCUCAGGUUCGGGGUCGGCGAACAAGAGCGCCUCGCUGGACAAGGGCAAAGGGAGGGCACGCUCACCGGAAUCCAGUUCUUCAAUGCGAUCCAAAGGCAACUUCUUGGACACAGUACUAGCCACGCCCCUAUCAAGAUUACCGAGAUCCACGCUAUGGGUUCUGGAUGACCACGACCGCAGAUAUAAGCUUAAUUGGAAGCACUUUGACUCUGACCCCGAGGAGGACAUCAUCGUGUCAGGCAGUUCGGACUCGGACGUGAUCAUUUGGAAGUUCUCGACCGGAAAGGUGAUCCAAACACUCAAAACUGCCCACCGGGAAUCUGUACUCAACGUCAAGUUUGACAAACGGAUCCUGGUCACUUGCUCCAAGGAUAAGCUGAUCAAGGUCUUCAACCGCCGACCUCUGCGCGCUGGCGACCUUGGAUACCGGGAGGUGAGCCCCGUGCCCACCACCAUCAACUACGGUUACAACAUCCCUAUGGCUCCCGAGGACCUCCCACAAACUCCGGCUUGGACUUUGAUCGGCGUAUUGGAAGGCCAUAGUGCGGCCGUCAAUGCUGUUCAGAUCCACGACCGGGAAAUUGUGUCUGCAAGCGGUGACCGCCAUAUCAAGGUUUGGGAUUGGCCGACUCAGACAUGCAGCCGCACCAUUGUUGGCCAUACCAAAGGAAUCGCAUGCGUUCAGUACGAUGGCCGGCGAAUUGUCAGCGGUAGCAGUGACCAUGAAGUAAAGGUGUUUGACAGGGCGACAGGUCUGGAGGUAGCGAGCCUUCGUGCGCACUCUGCUUUGGUACGGACGGUUCAAGCUGGAUUUGGAGAUUUGCCCUUCCAGGCCGAAGAUGAUGCGGAGGCGGCAAAGAAGGUGGAUGAGGCUUACUUCAAGGCGCUCGAGGCAGGGUUACUUGACGACACAAACCGCCCGAAAGCUGGUCGUCGGCAGGGAAAUGCAGGAUCCAGAAGACCGGAGGACAUCUGUGCCUACGGUGCAAAGCUCCCACCUGGAGGCGGAGGGGGCAAAUAUGGCCGGAUCGUCAGUGGCAGUUAUGAUACUAGUAUUAUCAUCUGGCGCCGAGACAAGGAGGGCAUCUGGAAAGACCAGCAGCACCUCAAGCAAGAGGAAGCCGCUGCCGUUGCGGUCAAGCUGGGACGGACAACGCUUCCCCCGAUGUCGAAUUUCCUGGACGCUGCUGCUGCGGCGAUCCCUUUACACCCUUCAGUGCGACCGGGUCCCUCGCAACAACCCGGCGGUUCGUCAAGCACGCUCACAGCAAACAAUUCCCUACCAACACAGCCCGCGAGCGCACCACCAAGCACAUCGGCCGGGCCUUCAGUACCGCCUCCGAGACCGGAUAGCGAACAAAUACGGGCGCUAAUCGACGAGGCAAUCCAAGCAGGCGCCCAAGCCUUUACACGCGCCAUCGGCAACCAUCCCAUCAUCUUGACACAGCGACAGUACAUUGAAGGCAAGAUCGACCGAUUGCAGAACGCUGUCACACGGAGUCAGCUUCGACAAGCCUUUUCUGGUGCUUUGAUUAGAGCUCAAUUCGAGCAGACCAGGCUACGACGGGAGGCUCAGCGGAACGCGGAAGCGAUUGCGGCAGCAACGAACGCACUGGCGGGCCCUUCAACAUCUUCACAACAACACAGAAACAAUACCGAGCCUGCUCAGGCAUCAUCAUCAUCGUCGUCAUUAGCAGCACCGGCGUUACCGGCAGCUCGACUGUUGACGGCUAGCCAGCAGCAGGCGGCCGUAGCGUAUCAGGCACAUGCGGAACUGACUUCUGGAGGACACGGACGUGUGCAUCAGCUUCAAUAUGAUGCGAGACGGAUCAUUUGCUGCAGUCAGACGAGUGUGAUUGUGGGGUGGGAUUUUUGCAAUGGGGAUAAGGAGUUGGAGCAGGCGGCGCAGUUUUUUGGGCCGGUGGAAUAGAUGGGGGGAUGCAGGAGUGUGAGAUCUUUGUCGGAGUUUUUGGAGGAAAAUGGGUGCUGCUGUAUGGGUCUCAAGAAAGGUGCAUGUGUAUAGUUUUGUAGUUUGUUCUCAGGAACUUGUUUCUUUUUUUUUUUUUUUGCCUGAUCAUUUUUUGGAUCGAUACAUAACGACAUUUGGGAGCGGGGAAGUGGUAUUCAGUUAGAAGGGGUUUUUUAAUCAUAGCAUUAUCCGACCGGGAGAUAUACGAGAGAGGCCAUGAUGGCUCUUCAGCAGGUGUGUCUGUGGCAAUGGUGGGCGUUGAACAAAACUUUGUUGUCUUUUGCCUAUAAAAUGUACCAUGAUCCCUACACUCCAUUCCUUGUACACACCCGCGCUCUCUCUCCCAUCUUUUUGGGGGAGACCUUAACCAGCAGCCUCCUUGACCUUGCCGGCUUGCCCAGCAACAGGCGGCUCAUCGAUAAACUCGGGCACCUCAUCCUGCAUAAAACUCGGCAGCGAAUUCAUGUCCCCGCCCAUCAUCUCCCUUUCCAACUCGACCUCCUGCCCCAAGGCUUCGAGCUCGGCAUCCAACUCUGCCUCGUCCACAUCUUCGGGAAUGUCAUAACUCCUCGCCAGGCUUUCCUGUAUCUCAUUCCCCACGUCCAGCAGAUCCGCCAUCUCGUCCUGCAGGCGCUCAAUCUUGUCGAUGUCGACCUUGCCGUACUCUUUUUUCAGGGCCUUGUUUGUUUGCUUUAGUGCGUCGAUGGUGACCAUUGUGUUUUUGAGGUUGUCCUGCAUUGUCUGGGCCUGCUCCAUGUUCCAGACUUGGGAUUGGAGCUGGUCGCGCUGGGCUUCGUAUUGUUUGCGGCGCUGGAGGACUUUGAGGGCUUUUUGCUUUAGGGCGGUCUUGCCGGGGCCGUCGCGCAUUUUGGAGAGCUUGGUUUGGUAGGUUGUUAGCUCGGCGUUGAGGGCGGAGAGCUUGACGUCGAUGGAGGAGAUGCGGGUGUCGAGGGAGGUGAUGGCGGUGUUGAGGGUUGGUUUGGGGGCUUUUGGGGCGGGGGUGCCGAAGAGACGGUUCAUUUUGGCGAUUUUUGGGCCUGGGAAGGACUUGGAAUUUAGGGAGGUUGUUGUUGUUCGGAAGAAGGGGUUGCGAUGGCGAUGAUCGCAAUGGUGGUGGUCGCGAUAGUGGUUUGGUG
Molecule: messenger RNA, 4305 nt
Organism: Podospora bellae-mahoneyi
Lineage: Eukaryota; Fungi; Ascomycota; Sordariomycetes; Sordariales; Podosporaceae
Exons: 4
Coding region: 473-3130 (885 amino acids)
Molecular function (GO): protein binding
Source: RefSeq, a predicted model, not a curated record